AUCAUGGGAAAAAAAAAAAACAUUCCUUUGAAAGUCUAUUAAGGGAGUCAAUGGUAAGGUCAGCAGGGACAAAGAGAAAAGGUGGCAACUACAUUUUAAAGUAUAGAACAAGUCUCUUCCUUCUACCUGUCAUCUAUGAGAUGAGAACCUAAGCUCCUAGGUGAGGCUGCUAUAUUCUUAACUCAUGAUUUAGGUAGUAAGUUGCUAAGGGAGUUCUAAAUCCCAGACAGCAUUUCUCUAUAAAUCUUCUCUCUUUCUUGAGGGCUUGGUAAGUAAGUUGGGAAGGGAGAGUGCUUUUCUGCUUCCAGUGAUUUUGUUUGCUUUGAAUGCACAUUUUUGUUACAGUUUCAUGGAGAAUACUUUUUAGUGCUAGAGACAGAACUAAGGCCUUCGUACAUUAGUUAAGCACUCUAUUCCUGAACUAUACUCCCAAUACAAGAAUUUUUUUAAAGUGACAUAGAAUUUGAUGUCCUUGGAUAUACUGACAUUAUUCAGUUUUCUUUCCUGCUUUUUCCUUUUUGUAUACUGCAAGUUCCUAAGCAACUCAGAUUUGCAAACAUAGCUAUAGAUACAUUCUUUGUCUUGACAAUAGUCACCUGGGAGUUUAGGUCUGUUUUCUUAGUCUCACCUCCCUCUAUUUUAGUCAUAAUAUUUAUGGUAACAGUUGACUUAAGAGGUUUUUCUGAGUCUGUGGCGGAUGGUUUGUAGCCUCUAAUUAGAAGCUAGGAAAGAAUGAGUAGUCAGGAACUAGUCACAUUGAAUGUAGGAGGGAAGAUAUUCACGACACGGUGCUCUACCUUAAAGCAGUUUCCUGCCUCCAGGUUGGCAUGCAUGUUGGAUGGCAAAGACCAAGAUUUCAAGAUGGUUGAUGGCCAGAUUUUUGUGGAUCGAGAUGGUGUUUUAUUUAGUUUCAUUUUAGAAUUUUUGAGAACUCGUCAGCUUUUAUUACCCUCUGAUUUUCCAGACUAUCUUAGGCUUCAGAGAGAAGCUCUUUUCUAUGAAAUUGAUUCUCUGGUUGAUCACUUAAGCCAAUACCUGCUACAGUCAAGACCUGCUCUCUUGGAGGUACAUUUCUUAAACCAAACUACUCAAGCCUUCUUCCGAGUGUUUGGCUCUUGCAGCAAAACAAUUGAGAUGCUAACUAGGAGGAUUACAGUGUUCAUAGAGCAACGUACAGCACCCACCCGGAGUAACUCUUUUGCUCCUCAGAUGACUUUACUUCCACUGCCUCCACAAAGACCUUCCUACCAUGACCUGGUUUUCCAUUGUGGCUCAGAUGGCACUAUUGAUAACCAAACUGGAGUCAGGUAUGUUUCCAUAAAACCUGAUAACCGAAAAUUGGCCAAUGGAACAAAUAUCCUGGGCUUACUGAUUGACACUGUAUUAAAGGAAGGCUUUCAUCUGGUCAGCACUAGAACAGUGUCCACUGAAGACAGAAGUGAAUGUUAUACCUUUGAAAGGAUAAGUCCUCAAGCCUUUGGGGUGAAUAAAACACCAAAACUGGAGACCACCAUCCUACCAGAGCAAUCUCAGAAUAAGAAAUGAAGUUGUUUGUUCUCUUUCACAGUAAAGUGAAAAAUUUCUUAUUGGGAAAUUCCGUAUUUGGGGCAUAUAUGUUACGGCUUUCUUUCUUGCCUCUGGGCAACCAGGUUCCAACAGUGCUACCACACUGUGCUCUUUUAAAAUAACACUGCACUUGGUGCUCUGACACAUGUUCUUCCACCUUCAAUGCCUUUUCUUCACCUUCUCCAUGAACAUUUUCACAGCUUUCAAAAAUGGGCUGUGGAGUUAGACUGCAUAUCAUUUAUUAGCUCUGUGUCUUAGGCAAGGCAUUUAACAUCUCUGUGGUUCAACUUCAUCUAUUAACAAGGGACAAAAAAAGGUAUCUCCUUCAUAGGCUAUGUGGGAAUGAAAGGGAACAACGUAUUCAAUAUUACCUGGCACAUGGUGGGUACUCAGUAAUGUUGAUGAGAAUGAUCAUGGGUCACCUACUUUCAAACAUUUCUUUUGUAGGGCCUUGUUCCUCCCUUUCCUCAAUUAUGGUAAUCUUUCUUGUUUCUUUGCAGUACCAGGGUUCACCCGUGAUGCAUGCACAGUAUGUGCUCUAUGACAAACCUAUGACCCCAGCAACUCAACCUUGAAGACUUACUAUAAGAACCUUUUCUCAGGCUAGAGAGAUGGCUCAGAGAUUAAGAGCACUGGCUAUUCUUGCAGAGAACUUGG
Molecule: messenger RNA, 2223 nt
Organism: Nannospalax galili (Upper Galilee mountains blind mole rat)
Lineage: Eukaryota; Metazoa; Chordata; Mammalia; Rodentia; Spalacidae
Gene: Kcnrg
Product: potassium channel regulator
Exons: 2
Coding region: 733-1545 (270 amino acids)
Biological process (GO): negative regulation of delayed rectifier potassium channel activity; protein homooligomerization
Cellular component (GO): endoplasmic reticulum
Molecular function (GO): protein binding
Source: RefSeq, a predicted model, not a curated record